Messenger RNA from Zingiber officinale, 2614 nucleotides. RefSeq names its product YTH domain-containing protein ECT4-like. Gene Ontology annotation, biological process: mRNA destabilization. Gene Ontology annotation, cellular component: cytoplasm. Gene Ontology annotation, molecular function: mRNA binding. Lineage: Eukaryota; Viridiplantae; Streptophyta; Magnoliopsida; Zingiberales; Zingiberaceae. The coding region runs from base 498 to 2063 and encodes 521 amino acids. The record is from RefSeq and is a predicted model, not a curated record. The transcript is spliced from 9 exons.
ACGGCAGCCCUCUUGAGUUUUAAACCGUCUCCGACCCCCGCUGCGCCCUCAUCCGACGGACGAGAAGAGCUCCUUCCUGCUGCCGCCCCGCGCCGAGCCUCGUCGACCGCUAGAUCGUGGCCGCACCGGAGCUGUCCAUUUGCCCGCCGAGUCCGCCGGUCGGAAACGGCCACCGGGUCCAGGCGGCGAGCAGCCCCCUUUGUCGUGGUGAGGCCGUCGAGCUGGAGGAAAAAAGAGGCGCCGGAUUCUUUUGCGGAGAUUUGUGGUGUGACCUCAUGGAUGCCAAGGCGAGGCCGGAGAAGCCCAUUGAUGAAGCGAUUAAGACAUUGAAGAUCGACCCUACGUCAAAAGCCAGCAGUAUGACCAUGUUAUCUUUUUAGUCCGGACCAAAAGCUUCAAGCUUGUCUGAUGCAACAUCCUACAUCUCAUCGGGAGAUGCAACAAGCAGUAUCAAGGAAAGCGAGGUUUAUCAAGAUGUAUCCGUCGAUGAUCAGGGCAUGUAUUACUAUGGUUAUUAUUAUCCAGGGUCUCAUGGUGCCAUGGGGGAUUGGGAUAAUUCAUGUUGCAACCAUGGAACAGAUAAUGUUCAAGUAGAGUAUCCUACCAUUCAAGCUGAUAAUGGAUCAAUGGUAUACUAUUUCCCAGGAUUUCAAACUGGAUAUAGCAACUAUGGUUCAUUUUCACCUGGACCAUAUGGUGUUGAUGGACAGUUUUGGGGGCAAGGCUCAUAUUAUCCAAGUCCAGUGUCUCCUCAAACAGCUGUUUCUCCAGGAAUUUUUCCCCAUCCAAUUGCUUAUGGACCUGAGCUGAUUCCUGCAUACCAAUGGGAUCCAUAUUUUUUCUUCCAAGAUGAGAUUCAAGGGAGCACAUUUACUUUGGAUCCAACAAAUUCACAUUAUAAACGGAAUCAUUCAUCCCAUGGUUAUAACUUUCCUCCUGCCAAAACAUCAACAACUUCAAAAGUGGCCUCGCUAGCAUCUGAUUUGUCAUAUCCUGUAUCAACUCAAAACCAAACACAGAAAUCUGUGAAGAAGGCACCUGCUGCUGCUCUAUCAAAAGGUUUUGUUCCCGUAAAUAAAUUCAGUUCAUAUGCUAACCAAACGAAGGGUGCAUUGCUUUAUCCAAGCAGUGCAAUUCCUGUGAAAGAAAAGAAUUGUAGCUUGGUUGAUGAGGAGAAGCUGAAAGCCAGAAAUAAACUAAAUAGCCUUGCUGAUCUUGACUUGCUGAAUGAGCAAAACCGUGGUCCUAGAACAAAUAGCAGCAAAACUACCUCCCACUCUGGCAAUAAUCUUCAAGAAAUUCUUAAUAUCGAGAAGAAUGAUAAUAACAGUGGAUCGAUUGCUCUUACUAACAGCGAUGAAUACAAUUCUCCUGAUUUUAUCACUGAGUAUGAGAAAGCUUUGUUCUUUGUAAUAAAAUCAUACAGCGAAGAUGAUGUUCAUAAAAGUAUAAAAUACAAUGUCUGGGCAAGCACUCCAAAUGGGAACAAAAGGCUAGACAAUGCCUUCCAAGCUGCACAAGAAAAGAAUGUGGAAAAGGGUGGAAAGUGUCCUGUGUUUCUCUUCUUUUCUGUUAAUGCUAGUGGUCAGUUCUGUGGUGUUGCGGAAAUGACAGGCCGAGUUGAUUUCAGUAAAAAUAUGGACUUUUGGCAACAGGACAAAUGGAAUGGCUUUUUCCCGGUUAAGUGGCAUAUAAUUAAAGAUGUUCCAAAUCCACAACUUCGUCAUAUAAUUUUGGAGAAUAAUGAGAACAAGCCUGUCACAAACAGCAGGGAUACACAAGAGGUCAAGUUUCCACAAGGUACUGAAAUGUUAAACAUUUUCAAGAGUUAUUGUCCUAAAACAUCCAUAUUGGAUGACUUCGGCUUUUAUGAGAAUCGCCAAAAAGCAAUGCAAGAGAAGAGGAACAAGCCUGGUAGUCCAAAUUUGGAUAAUUCUCUGGCCCAAACUGUCGAAUCAACUCAAUUCCAGAGGCUAGUUGACUCAAAUGCCAAAUUGCAUAAACUCGUGCCAAUUGAGGCGAAGGAAGCACUCCCGUGCUCCAUGGUCACUUCACCAAAGUGAACAUGGAAAGGAAACCACCUGUUUAUGUGGGCUGGAGAACUACAACCGUGCUCCUUCAAGGCUGAAAGUAAUUUGUUCGUGCCGUUUGGAUUAUCAACAACGCCUCAAUUCAAGAUGGAAAUAACUGUCAAAAAAAUCUGAAAAAGGAAAACAAGAAUCUAAGGGAGUACUUGUCCCAUGAACAAAGGUAACAAUGACUGGGAAGAGCCACGUCGUACUCAGUAUUGCCAAUUCAAGGGCAAAUGAUUUCAUCGAUGCAAAGUGAUCGUGGAGGUGAUAGAUGAAAUGUCGGUAGGGUGGCUGCUUGGGAGCAAAGUUGUGUUCUCCAAACUUUAAAUUUGGAAGAAACAGGAAAAUGAUCAACUAAACAAGGUUUAAGAUUCACUGUAAACCUUGUAUUUGUCACAAGUUAUACUGAACUAACAGUGAAUUCUUAAUGAUAUCAAUUGCUAGCUGUUAUCUCGACAUGUUUGAGCAUAUAUGAGGGCAAAAUUUUGCUCUCAAUAGAUAUUAUUAGUAGUUUCCUGUGUUGGAUAUAAGUGAUAUGAAUG